This is a messenger RNA of Armigeres subalbatus, 1368 nucleotides long. RefSeq names its product DNA polymerase zeta subunit 2 (gene PolZ2). Lineage: Eukaryota; Metazoa; Arthropoda; Insecta; Diptera; Culicidae. Gene Ontology annotation, cellular component: zeta DNA polymerase complex. The transcript is spliced from 3 exons. The coding region runs from base 152 to 766 and encodes 204 amino acids. The record is from RefSeq and is a predicted model, not a curated record.
CAUCCGCUCGUCUUUCAAAUUUUGCCGUAUCUAUAAUAUAAAAAAAACCUAACCCAUGCAGCAUGUAAAUAGUUCGAAUCGCAUUACAAAAAAGAACCAAAGAAAAAAAUGUUUCUGAAUUUAUUUUAGUAGGAGUUAAUAUUCUCAAAAAAUGUCGGGCCCUACGUUAGAAACUGACGUCGUGAUCGAGCUGUUGGAAAUUUACAUUAAUUCGAUCUUGUUUGCGCGCCAACUCUACCCGGCCGGUAUCUUCCGUGCGCGACGAGCCUACAACAUUCCGGUUCGAAUUUCUAUUUUCAAACCACUGAAUGAGUAUCUGGCCAGAACUCUAAGGGCUGCCCGAGAGCUGAAACAUCGUCGAAAGUUGCACAAAGUUGAGCUGGUGGUUUGUCGCGAUGACCCAGUAACGGCCACUCUGGAGAGCUACGUUUUCGAAGUAGAAGACCGCGAGUUUUCGCUGGAAACGGACGAAAACCUAAUGGAGCUGGAAGAGCAGAUACGAAAAUCGUUGCUUAACUUGGAUUGCCGCCUGAGAGGACUAAGGAAGCUUCCUUCCGACGCAACCUUCAAAGUGCUGUUGCAUACCACAGAAGCUGCACACGUAGAAUUGGGAAACAAUGUAAAGUUUCAAGGUUUUCCGAUGGCGAAGGAUAAUACCACAGAGGAGCAACUGCAGCUGGGAAUGCAGAAAACGAAUACACAAUUGCUACCCGUUUCGCACACACCGACUGUUGGGAUUCAGCUCUAUGUGGAAGAAUAUCUGUGAUGGAGCUUGUUUUUGGAGCCAGUACAAAGAAAGCAUCCUGGAAAACUAUUGAGUUAGAUGACGCCCAAUAAUUUUUCUUGUCAAUAUUGAGGCUCACAGCAUACCAGUGGUAUGACAUAAACUUCAAAGCGGCCAGGCCCACUGCGUUGUGUUUGCCGCAGAGAUGAUUCUUCGAGAUGUAUCGUGUUCAAGUAGUCACUUCAACAUGAUACAUAUCACGAAUCUACAGGGGUUGAAGGAUGCGUGGACAUACCGUACCAUACGCACCGCGUUCUUUUUAAGUUCUUAUUUUGGUAAUUGUAUAUAAAUAAAUAUGUAGUGAAAUGAAUAACAUUAUGAUAAGAAAUCUUAUCAAAUUUUAUAUAUAUUUGUAGAGUACAACGUCAACUAGGAGCCGAAGUUGAUUCGGGAUGUACAUCUCUUGUAGAAGAAGCUGGAAAUUGUAAAGAAUUUAUUUAUUAUUUAGAAUGUUAUAUAUCAGAUAGCAGUUUAUGUGCCAGAAAGUCGUCUACGUAAAGGUUACAUGGCAGGUUGUGAAGCUUUCCUUCCUGGGAUGUUUUGUAGUGGGCUAUGAAAAUGUUAAAUCAGUAUGAAGGUACAUA